GGCAGAGCGAGUGAAUAACGGUUCGCGAGCAACAACGUUUCGGUUUCGAGUACGGAGUACAUUUUCUAAGUCAACGAAAAGUGUUAAACACCAAAGCGAGAUAUAUACGAAACGCGCCCACAUUUAUUGCCAUUUCGAAGGAGCUGCAUCAAUUCCGUGGAACAAUUUCUGUGGAAAGUGCUAGAAAACAAAAGAAACAAAAAAACUGUGACGCGAGCAACAAACAGUCAUCAGACGAUUUAUAGAGUCUAACGCAGAGUCCAAAGCAUGAAUCUAUCAUUCGCUGGCUGCGGAUUCCUGGGCAUUUACCACGUCGGAGUUGCCGUCUGCUUCAAGAAGUAUGCCCCGCAUCUGUUGCUGGAGAAGAUUGGAGGCGCAUCGGCCGGUUCCUUGGCCGCCUGCUGUCUCCUCUGCGAUUUGCCAUUGGGCAGCAUGACCUCAGAUUUCUUCAGGGUGGUGAACGAAGCCCGUCGGUAUUCUCUGGGUCCCUUCAGUCCCUCUUUUAAUAUCCAGACCUGUUUGCUGGAGGGUCUACAGAAGCACCUUCCCGACGAUGCCCACAAGCGGGUGAAUGGACGCCUUCACAUAUCGCUGACCCGGGUGUACGAUGGCAAGAACGUCAUCAUCUCGGAGUUUGAGUCGCGGGAAGAGGUGCUUCAGGCGCUGCUCUGCGCCUGCUUUAUCCCAGGAUUCUCUGGCAUCCUGCCACCCCGAUUCCGUGGAGUUCGCUAUAUGGACGGAGCCUUCUCGGAUAACCUGCCCAUUCUGGACGAGAACACCAUUACGGUGAGCCCGUUUUGCGGAGAGAGUGAUAUUUGCCCGAGGGAUCAGAGCUCGCAGCUGUUCCAUCUGAAUUGGGCCAACACCAGCAUCGAGAUCUCCAGACAGAACAUCAAUCGGUUCGUGCGGAUCCUGUUCCCGCCUCGUCCCGAGUUCCUGUCCAAGUUUUGCCAGCAGGGAUUCGACGAUGCCCUGCAGUUCCUGCAUCGCAAUAAUCUAAUCAAUUGCCGCCGUUGUGUGGCGGUCCAGUCCACGUUUGUCGUUUCUGAAACGGUGGCCCAGCCCGAAGAGUUCGAUCCCGAGUGCCGGGAGUGCAAAAAGCAUAGAAAGGACGCUUUAAGCUCAAACAUGCCUCAAACAGUGCUGGAUGUAAUCCAGGACUAUAUAGAGCAAGCAAAUAAGGGUCUGGCCAACUGGAUCUUCAAACAUCGUGGUAUUAAGCUACUUUCCCUGCCCGCCACAGUGCCUAUGGACUUUCUUCUGGCUACCAUUUCAAAAAUAUCAGCAUUGACGCCCAAACUUACCAAACAAGCAAGAAUAAUGGUGGAGGACUUUAUUCUUCAGUUGAAUAACGCCAUGCAUAUGCGCCUGCUAAAUAAAUUCACGCUUUAUGACCAACCCCACUUUGAUGCCACUGGACUUCUGCAUUCCAAUCGUCUAUAUGGACCUCGUGUAUCCAUUCUUGUGGAUGAAUGUGGAGCCACGCCGCUGGAGGAUGAUGUCGAUAACUUUGAGCACGUCCUCAAGAUGACCACGCACAACGACGCUCUCUAUGCCUAUUACUACACCGACAAUAAUACGAACAAGGUGAAAGUAACCGAGAUAUUCGACUUUGACGAUAUGACGGAGCACGACGAACUGGCCACCGACCUGCAGAUAUACGAAGGCUCAGUCGAGGAUCACCCCAAUCCCCACCAGCACAGUCACAACGCGGUGGUCAGCGAGUGGAAUGGCGUCGAAUCAGACUUUUUCAUCGAUGCCCAGACACCGAAUGUGGAGGAUAGUAAAACAUCGGCGCCACAAUUUUCCCGCCUGGAUGUGGAGCCCGAAUCAGAUGCUAGCGUCCUCAGUGAUACUGAGGUGGAUCAGAGUUAUAGCACCUCCGCGCACAGCACCGAUAUGUAUAUAGAAAUUGAUUGAGGAGGGAAAGAAUUAACUUAGAAACUGUAACGAAACAUCUCCAAAGCGGCUCGUAGCAAAGCGAAAAGCCUAGUAGCGUUUCCAUUAGCCUAAUUAGUCUUAUUACGACAACGUAUGUACCUAAAUUAACUUAGCCGUAUGCUGCCAUUGUAUCAUCGCCAGUUUGUAAGCGGCAAUUAGCAAAUAAUUGCAUUCUUGUUAUUAGUCACCCUCACACGACUUGUAUUACAUCCAAAUCCCAUCUGUGUUUAGCCUAAGUUGAUAAUGUAUAAACAAUAAAACAGCCAACAAUAUUUAAA
This is a messenger RNA of Drosophila elegans, 2219 nucleotides long. RefSeq names its product 1-acylglycerol-3-phosphate O-acyltransferase Pnpla3 (gene bmm). Gene Ontology annotation, molecular function: triacylglycerol lipase activity. Gene Ontology annotation, biological process: triglyceride catabolic process; lipid homeostasis. The record is from RefSeq and is a predicted model, not a curated record. Bases 268 to 1920 code for a protein of 550 amino acids. Gene Ontology annotation, cellular component: membrane; cytoplasm; lipid droplet. The transcript is spliced from 7 exons. NCBI's taxonomy places the organism in Eukaryota, Metazoa, Arthropoda, Insecta, Diptera, Drosophilidae.